Fraxinus pennsylvanica is the source of this 840-nucleotide messenger RNA. Lineage: Eukaryota; Viridiplantae; Streptophyta; Magnoliopsida; Lamiales; Oleaceae. The record is from the annotation of a GenBank genome assembly.
AUGGGUGGCGGUCCAGCUCCAUUUUCAGAAAUCGGCAAGCGUGCCAGAGAUCUUUUGACCAAAGAUUAUAACUAUAAUCAGAAGUUCUCCCUCACAAUUCCCAGCUCUACUGGAAUGGGACUUACAGCUAUUGGUGUAAAAAAGGAUAAUAUAUUUGUUGGUGACAUAAGCAGCCAAUAUAAAAGUGGAAAUACUGCCGUGGAUGUGAAAGUUGAUACCUAUUCUAACGUCAUAACCAAAGUAACUAUAACUGAUCUGCUGCCUUCUACAAAAGCUGCAGUUAGCUUCAGUAUUCCUGACCAAAAGUCCGGCAAGCUUGUUGUGGACUAUGCUCGUGAUGGAUCAGCCAUCAACUCCAGUAUUGGACUGAAUCCAACUCCUCUUUUGGAGCUUGCUGCUGCAAUUGGCUUCAGUGAUGUAGCUUUCGGUGGUGAAAUUGGAUUUGAUACAGCAUCAUCAUCUUUCACCAAGUACAAUGCUGGAAUAAGUUUCAACAAGCCAGAUUUUUCAGCAGCAUUAAUACUGACGGACAAGGGACAAACGUUGAAAGGUUCAUACAUUCACUUAGUAAACCCAUUGAGUGGAACCAUGGUUGCUGCUGAGAUGACACACAGAUUUUCUACCUUCGAGAAUGGUUUCUGCAUUGGAAGUGUCCACAAGGUUGAUCCUGUCACCAUCGUAAAGACUAGAUUCGCCAACAAUGGAAAGGUUGCUUUAUUAGGCCAGCGGGAAUGGAGGCAUAAUUCUCUUUUAACAGUUUCGGCAGACGAAAGAGGCUUAAAUAUUCGCGAUCAUCCCCCGGAGGACCGGGAAAAUCAGGCCAUACAUGAUCUAUUAUGA